This is a messenger RNA of Botrytis deweyae, 3063 nucleotides long. RefSeq lists its product as uncharacterized. The transcript has 2 exons. Lineage: Eukaryota; Fungi; Ascomycota; Leotiomycetes; Helotiales; Sclerotiniaceae. The record is from RefSeq and is a predicted model, not a curated record. The coding region runs from base 1 to 3063 and encodes 1020 amino acids.
AUGUCUGGCCAUGAUCCAAAAGAUAUCAGCUCCAAGGGCAAACAUCGAGGAGGUUUUGAAGCUAUCAAAAGAUCCCGCAAGAGAGCACCAACAAGCUCUGGAGUGUCAUCUCCGCCUGUUCCUCUUGUCGAUCCACAGCCUCAAGUCCCAUUGCUUGAUUUUCAAGGUUUGCCUGGAGGAGAUCAGUUCCCUGACUAUCAUCCGAACAAUGGCGGAUCCACUGUCAACCAGCAAAUACCUGCUCAUCAUUAUGUUGAUGGAACUCUCAUCAACCAUGAUCAAGUACCUCAAUGGCCCUUGAAUAGCAAUCAACAUCAGGCUCAAGAUCCAUCCUAUACUUUCAGGCAACAGCAGACUCAAAUCCAGGGCAACUAUCCAAGUAAUAUAGACCAUGUCAUCGCUCAACAACCAUUCAUCGAUCUUCCAUUUCCAGUUCCUCCGAUCGAGAUGGAUCAACGAUUUUCAACGCCUGUUUAUGCCACACAUAGUAAUGGACACGAAAUUAGCCAGCAAAUACCUGCUCAAUUCCAACAUGGAGAAGCUCCUGCUCAUUGCAAUCAACAAUCUCAAAUGCCCAUCAAUCAGAAUAACUUCAAUGGUGUUAACAAUAACCAACAAGAAUACAUUGAUUUUUCAUUUCAAAUUGCUCCGAUCGAUCUUGAACGAUUAUUUCAGAUGCCUUUUGAUGAUAACGGACACAACAUUAGCCAGCAAAUACCUGCUCAAUCCCAACUUGAAGAAGCUCCUGCUUAUUGCGGUCAACAACAUCAACCGCCCGUCAAUCAGACCAACUUCAAUGGUGUCAACAACAACCAACAAGCAUACCAAGGAAUGGAUACCACCGCCGCAUCAUCAUUCGCUAAUCUAUCGGCGCAAGAACAGGAAGCCGAAUUUCAACACUUUGUUCAACAACGUCUCGCCCUUGGAGAUACGCAAAUGAUCCAGUUCAAAAUAUUCCAGGCCUGGUAUAUAGGCAGGCAGUUGAAUGGAAUCAUCACACCAACACUUGCAUAUGGAGUUAUUCCUCUCCAUCCAGCUCUUAGCUUUAAUAACAAUGUACCAAUUCAACAGCCCAUGAUGCCGCUGAAUAAUCAAGGAUACAUGCAACCGCCUAACAUGAUCUAUCAGAAUACGGGUGAAGAAUUAACUACUGGCUUUCAGCACACGAUGGGCCCUUCAACAACUUUUAAUGGACAAGCUAUGCAACCGAACAACGAGCAGCAUCUUCAAAACCCUCAAAAAAGCAUCAAACCUGAUACGCGAACAAGAAGAACUUCGUUGGCUGUUGUAUCCGGGGGCCAAUCCAUUUUGCCGGGCUCCUCACGAUCUAUGGCACGGCCAGUCCUUUCAAUAAUUACGACAAUGCCCGCUCCUUCAUCAUCAACAAGGGCUCAAGCUUCCUCAUCAACUACAAGACCUCAAGCCCCUCCAUUGACCACGACAAUGACAAGAGCUCAAGCUCCCCCAUCGAACACGGCCCUGCCAGCGGUCACCAGAAGAAAUCGAAAACAACAAAUUGGUCAUCCAGAACAAAUGGGGAACAAAACUUGCGCCACAGGGAAAAAGACUUCGCGAGAGCAAGAAACUGAGGUUACUCCAGCAAACCAGCCAAUGUACAUCUCGAUUGAUCGAAUCCUUGGUGCUGCUCCUGGCAAAUACACUGUUUCCUUUUCGAAAUUGCCAGAAGUGGGUUCGUAUGCUGACGAUUUCGAUAACCAUAUUUACCACUACUUUGAUGCUGAAAUCGAAGCUCUUGAUGCGAAGAAAGCGGAGUCAGAGAAAGUAAAAGUGUACAUGCUCAGGAAUGAAGAAAGUUUGGCUAUGUUGAGGACGGUCUUGGGAGAAAUGCUCCAACAGUUCAUCGCUCUGUCACUGGACACUUCCUCGGACGCACGACAAAGCCUCGAAAACUAUGCAAAGACCAAACAGAUUCGCCAUUCCUCCAUGAAGUCGUUAGAAUUCGCCCCAAAAUCGCAAUUUACUGAAGAGAAAGUCAAAGUUGCACGCGAAACAGAGCAAACAGCCCAAUCGACCAAGGAUGAUGUCCCAGCGUGCGCCACGCAUAAUUUAAUGUGUGCUACAAACGAGAGUGAUCUCAAUGGAACAACGGUGGAAGGAAGUUGGUCGUUGUUUACGAAAACAACCUUCAUUGAUGAAAGUACUCCCUUGAAGUACGCAAUCGGGCUCGAAAUAGAGGUUGAAAAGAUUGGUGAUAGAUACGCUAGAGACAACCUGCUCAUUUAUGAAAGAUCUCUGCCAUCGAAUAUUGCAGGGGAGCCUCUUUGGGCUGAUAUAACCGACCUUUUCGCACUGCAAGCUGCGGAGUGGGGUAUAACCGCCAGUAUUCAAGAUCCACCUACGCCUGAGCCACGUACAGUUCGUGGAGAGAAGCGCAAGCGCCAACAACAACCAGAGCUUCAUGCUUCUCCGGUCAUUCUUGCGUCAAGCUCCGAGGCCUCCAAUUCUUCAAGCGAUCAAGGAAACAGUCCAACCUCUAACACGUCUACUGAUAGGACCAGUGUUUCCCCAAAACCAGUAGUAGGGGCACCUCGAUUAUCAGACAAUUCAAGGCCUAUCAAACGAUCAAGAAAUGUACAUGAGAUGGGCUUGCUAGAGGCAGGAACCGGUAUGAGGGAAUCUUCGCCUUUGGGAGUGCAAGCUCGCUUGCCAUCAAGUAUGCAACCACCCAUGGGCCGGAUCUCUCAGAAUGACCACAUGCAUCCUGCACGUUCUCCUUCCGAAAUUGUGCGAUCGCCAUCUACAACUGAGACUCAGAAUCGUAUGCCUGUGCAGGUGAGAGCUGAAGCUGAUGAAUCGUCCUUUGAUGCACCAAUAACUCUUUAUAGGCAGGGAGUGCUACUCGUCAACAAUGAGAGACCUUAUCAAUACCCUAUUUCAGAACUCAUACAACCGUCACGCACAUUUUCAGCUCAGAGUAAUAUGCCGCCACCAGUGCAAAUUCGACUUUCGAGACAACCCACAGAGGUAGAACUGGCUCCUUGUGAAGAAUUUGUGAAUAGCAGGUGGGUGAGAUCUUUUCCAGCUGAAAAGAAAUCGUCAUAG